AUGGCGACUGGAAGAUUCUUUAUAGAAGUCGGGUUACCUGAGCAAAAGUCUCACGGAGAUGGCGUUCUCUUCCCGAUGGUGUUAAACCCAGUCUCUAAGACUAACUUGAAUGUCGAAAAAAAACUUAGCGAUUUUCUGGUGGCAAUCAAAUCUGAAAAACCAUUACUGGAGUCUCUUGUCAAGAAAAGAGGCGUUAUCCUCUUCCGAGGCUUCCCUGUUAUGACGCCUUCUGACUUCAAUGACGUCGUCGAAGCCUUUGACUUCCCUCCAAAGCUCUACAUAGGUGGGCGGGGCUUACGCUCCAAUGUCAUCGGCAGGAUUAUCACUGUGGAUUCAAGACCUCCGGAGAUAAAAAUACCUUUCCAUCACGAGAUGUCUUAUCUUUCAGACUUCCCAUCCAAGUUAUUUUUCUAUUGUGAAGAAGAACCAGGAAGCGGGGGAGAAACUCCAAUUGUUUUGAGUCAUAUCGUGUAA
Lactuca saligna is the source of this 474-nucleotide messenger RNA. NCBI's taxonomy places the organism in Eukaryota, Viridiplantae, Streptophyta, Magnoliopsida, Asterales, Asteraceae. The record is from the annotation of a GenBank genome assembly.